AUUGCAUUUGUUCAUCCAAAAUAUAAAAUAAAAUAAAAUAAAACCCUUCAAUAUUAUCAAAACCCUUCUCUCUCUUGAUAAUUUCUUUAAUUAUAUUUUAAAGAUGAACAAAGAAACAAUACAAAUCUCCAUUGACACUACUGAAUCUGAUCCAACAACAAGAACAAGCCCUACUACGUGGAACCACGACAGGGAUGACUCUUCUAACCAGUACUGUAGCGACAGAUCACAAUAUCAUUAUUCUCAUGUCACUUUUAAUGGAAAAAAAGCUCUUACAGAGAUGGAUUUCUUUAAACCUUCUUCUUCAAUGGCUGAUAAUAUUAUUGUCAAGAAUGAAUCUCGAGAUCAUGGCGAUCAUGAUGACUUAAAGAAGGAGCGCGAUAUAAAUACUGGUUUAAAUCUCGUUACGGGGAGUAUGAUCAGUGAUAAAUCUAUUUCAGAUGAUGGAAUAGCUCAAAGAAAGGAAGAUUCUGAUCAAAGAAAGAAAGAGCUUGAAGUUUUGCAGUCGGAAAUAAACAGCAUAGUAUUAGAGAAUCAACAUUUGAAAAGCAUGAUUACUCAAGUCAAAAACAACCACUAUGCCCUACAGAUGCACCUUGGUGCACUCAUGCAGCAACCUCAGAUUCAUAAGGCCAUUGCCACUCAAAAUAAAGAGGUGAUCAAUGGACAACAAAAAGGAUCUUCAAUAGUUGCAAGACAGUUUCUAGAUCUUGGAAAAUCUGAUCAAAUGAUUGAAUUAAAGAAUGAUGAGUCAGCAUCUGAAGAAAGACCAUCUUAUGAUUGUUCAAUAUCUCCCAAUAUUGUUGAGUCAAUGGAGAUUAAUAAUGACCAGUCAGCGGUGAAUAAAAGUAAUGGAUUAAUUAGUCCUUGUGCUGAUUAUGAUCAGAAUUUAGAAGAAGCAUGUCAUGGAUGGGUUCCAAACAAAAUUUCCAAGUUGAAUGCUCCAAAAGAUGCUGAUGAUGAACAUGAACAGAAGGAAGAAAGCGUAUCCAUGGUUCGAAAAGCUCGUGUUUCGGUCCGAGCAUUGUCUGAUGCAUCUACUAUUUCUGACGGGUGCCAAUGGAGAAAGUAUGGGCAGAAACUGGCUAAAGGAAACCCAUGCCCUCGAGCUUAUUAUCGAUGCACCAUGGCCACUGGUUGCCCCGUUCGCAAACAGGUACAAAGGUGUGUAGAGGAUAGAGCAGUGCUAAUAACAACAUACGAAGGCAAUCACAACCAUCCGCUACCUCCGGCUGCAAUGGCAAUGGCGUCCACUACAUCAGCCGCCGCAUCAAUGCUACUCUCCGGCUCCACAAUGUCUUCACCGUACUCAUAUCCGCCGCAGUUUGCUUCACUUUCUGCUUCAGCUCCAUUUCCUGCUGUAACAUUAGACCUCACUCGUCCACCCCCCACCAAUUUCAAUUCCUUUCAAACACGCCCUCAAGAUCACCAAUCUCAUUUUCAAUUUUCUGGUCACAAUCAAGCGAGAUUUUCAGAUUUUUUUAGCCUUCAAGGAAUGGAUUUGCGGGUGCCUACGGAUAUUAGUGCAGCAACAGCUGCUAUUACUGCAGACCCUAAUUUUACUUCGGCUUUAGUUGCAGCGAUUACUUCCAUCAUUAAUGGCGAUGUUCAUUCAAACAGUACUACGGACAACAUGCAUUAAAAGCAUAUUAUAUAUAUAUUACAUAAACAUGAGUAGCUUUUGAUUUUGUAGCGUCAAUGCAUGCAUAGUGCAAGGAGAGGAUUUAAUUUCUUACCAAUUUGUAUGAAAAGGUUUUGGUGGAUAUUAAACCUAGUGCAAACUUUCUCUUAGUUACAAAAAAAUUAUACUACUAUGAUAUUUUA
Molecule: messenger RNA, 1824 nt
Organism: Mercurialis annua (annual mercury)
Lineage: Eukaryota; Viridiplantae; Streptophyta; Magnoliopsida; Malpighiales; Euphorbiaceae
Product: WRKY transcription factor 6-like
Exons: 6
Coding region: 104-1642 (512 amino acids)
Biological process (GO): regulation of DNA-templated transcription
Molecular function (GO): DNA-binding transcription factor activity; sequence-specific DNA binding
Source: RefSeq, a predicted model, not a curated record